Molecule: messenger RNA, 578 nt
Organism: Salvia hispanica
Lineage: Eukaryota; Viridiplantae; Streptophyta; Magnoliopsida; Lamiales; Lamiaceae
Product: auxin-responsive protein SAUR22-like
Biological process (GO): response to auxin
Source: RefSeq, a predicted model, not a curated record
CAUAAGCUCGUUUUCUUCCUCUUCCUCGUCAUCAUCAUCAAAUCAUCAUCUUUUAUAGUUUUUACCAGCCCUUUUCUAAACAAUGGCUAUUCGUUCCUUGAUUUCAAAUGGGAGGCAAUUCUACAAGCUUAAUUCGUUCCUCAACAAAAACCAAAGAGAUGUGCCUAAGGGGCAUGUGGCAGUUUAUGUGGGAGAAGUUGAGAGGAGAAGGUACGUGGUGCCGUUAGCGUACCUGAAUCACCCUUCGUUUCAAGCGCUGCUGAGACGGGCUGAGGAUGAGUUCGGCUUCAACCACCCCAUGGGAGGUCUCACCAUCCCCUGCAGCGAGAACGCGUUCGUUGAAGUAACUUCAAGAAUGCAGCAGCUAUGGCAUGCAUGAAUCAAGCUAGCAACAGCUUUAUUUUACACAUUAUUUCUGUAUAUAUAGACUCUAAUGUCCAAGUCCAACCAUUAAUAGAUGUAGCGUUGUGGACGGACAGGUUCAUGUAGUUAGCUAGUACAAGGCCUUGUGGUGAAGCUAGCAAUCUUUUGUGUAUUACUUUUAUCAGCUAAAAUGAAGUUCUGCACCCAUUUUUUCA